Suncus etruscus (white-toothed pygmy shrew) is the source of this 2038-nucleotide messenger RNA. It is a transcript of the gene AKAP8L, whose product is annotated as A-kinase anchoring protein 8 like. Gene Ontology annotation, molecular function: protein kinase A regulatory subunit binding; DNA binding. NCBI's taxonomy places the organism in Eukaryota, Metazoa, Chordata, Mammalia, Eulipotyphla, Soricidae. The transcript has 14 exons. The record is from RefSeq and is a predicted model, not a curated record. Bases 85 to 1986 code for a protein of 633 amino acids. Gene Ontology annotation, cellular component: nuclear matrix; nucleus.
AGGUGCCGGCGGAGCCCGGCCGCGCGUCACCGCUUUCCGGCCGAGGACGCGAGCCGGCCGGCUGUCGCUCCGGCCGCCGCCGCCAUGAGCUACACAGGCUUUGUCCAGGGAUCUGAAACCACUUUGCAGUCAACAUACUCGGACACCAGUGCACAGCCCACCUGUGAUUAUGGGUAUGGAACUUGGAACUCUGGCACAAACAGAGGCUAUGAGAAUUAUGGCUAUGGCUAUGGUUAUGGCCAGGAGAACACCACCAACUAUGGGUAUGGUAUGGCCACUUCAAACACUUGGGACAUGCCUGGCUCUGAUACGAAUGUGAACCCAAGUGCCGGGGGUAGUGCCAGUGCCGAUUCCGUUUUGUCCAGAAUGAACCCACGCUUAGACACAGCCCCACGCAUGGAGACAGACAUGUUACAAGGAGGUGUGCAUGGCUCAGGUGGAGAGAGAUACGAUUCCUACGAGGCCUGUGACUCGAGGGCUAUGCUGAGCGAGCGUGACCUAUACCGGUCGGGUUACGACUACAGCGAGCUUGACCCUGAGAUGGAGAUGGCCUAUGAGGGCCAAUAUGACGCCUACAGAGACCAGUUCCGCAUGCGAGGCGGCGACACCUUUGGCCCUCGGGCUCAGGGCUGGGCCAGGGAUGCCCGGAGUGGCCGGCCGAUGGCCUCGGGCUAUGGGCGCAUGUGGGAUGACCCCAUGGGUGCCCGGAGCCAGUGCAUGCCUGGUGCGGCUCGGCUGCCCUCCCUGUUCUCCCAGAACAUCAUACCUGAGUAUGGCAUGUUCCAGGGCAUGCGCGGCGGGUCUGCCUUCCCUGGUGGCUCCCGCUUCGGCUUCGGCUUUGGCAACGGCAUGAAACAGAUGAGGCGGACUUGGAAGACCUGGACCACAGCUGACUUCCGGACCAAGAAGAAGAAGAGAAAGCAGUGUGGCAGUCCGGAUGAGCCGGACAGCAAAGCCACCCGGACUGACUGCUCAGAGAACAGCGAUUCAGAUAAUGAUGAAGGCACUGAGGGGGAAGCCGCAGAGGGUCUGGAAGGUGCUGAGGCUAUUGAGAAGGGUUCCAGAGCAGAAGGAGACGAGGAGGAGGGGAGAGAGGAGGGAAAGGAAGAAGGCAAAGACGAGGCCGAGAAGGGGGCCCUGAGCACUCAGGAUGAGAGUAGCCAGACCAAACGCAAGUUGCAGGUGGGCAAGAAGAGCCAGGACAAGCAGAAGAAGCGGCAGCGAGACCGGAUGGUGGAAAGGAUCCAGUUUGUGUGCUCUCUCUGCAAAUACCGGACUUUCUACGAGGAGGAAAUGGCUAGCCACCUGGACAGCAAGUUCCACAAGGAGCACUUUAAGUAUGUUGGCACCAAACUUCCCAAGCAGACAGCUGACUUCCUGCAGGAGUACGUCACCAAUAAAACCAAGAAGACAGAGGAACUGCGGAAGACUGUGGAAGACCUUGAUGGUCUGAUUCAGCAGAUCUACAGAGACCAGGAUCUGACCCAAGAAAUUGCCAUGGAGCAUUUUGUGAAAAAAGUGGAGGCAGCUCAUUGCGCAGCCUGUGACCUCUUCAUUCCCAUGCAGUUUGGGAUCAUCCAGAAACACCUCAAGACCAUGGAUCAUAACCGAAAUCGCAGACUGAUGAUGGAGCAGUCCAAGAAGUCGUCGCUCAUGGUGGCCCGCAGCAUCCUGAACAACAAGCUCAUCAGCAACAAGCUGGAGCGCUACCUGAAGGGCGAGAACCCGUUCACCGACAGCCCCGAGGAGGAGAAGGAGCAGGAGGAGGCCGAGGGCGGCGCCCUGGACGAGGCGGCCGAAGGCUCCUCGGCGCAGCCGCCCGUGCCCCCAGAGCCAGCCCCCGGGGCCGCGCCGCCGCCGCCGCCGCCGCCCGAGGACGAGGAGGAGGCCGUGCCCCUGCUGGGCGGCGCGCUGCAGCGCCAGAUCCGCGGCAUCCCGGGCCUGGACGUGGACGACGAGGAGGAGGGCGGCGGGGGUGUGCCGUGAGCCGGCCGAGGCCGCGAUCGCGGCGGCCGCCAAUAAAGCUGCUUCUGAGUCC